GGAACGCAUCUGGAAACAAAAUUUGAAUUGAGGGCUCGUUAUCGUCACUAGUCACUCCCCCAUUUUCACUCCUCGCUCUCUCUCUGCAACUGCAACCCCAACCCCAUCCACACCAUAACCCUCUAAAGCAUCUUCCUAACUACCCAGGUUACAGUUGCUCCGUCGAAUCCCCACUCGUUUGCAACUCUCUCUCUCUCUCUGUGGUUUUUCCUCAUUUAGGGUUUUACUUGAACCGUUGCUUGGUUUCUUCAAAAAACAGUCCCCUCCAUUGUCUCUCUUUCUAGAGAGAGAUUUAUAUAGUGUGAUCUGAAUCGAAGGCCAUGGAGGCGAUACUCAUGGACUGUGUACAGAACAGUCUGCGUCACUUGAUGUAUCGAAACGCCAUUUUCAUGUGCGAGCGCCUCUGCGCUGAGUUCCCCUCCGAGACAAAUUUGCAAUUAUUAGCUGGCUGUUACUUGCACAAUGAUCAAGCUUACUCUGCGUACCAUAUUUUAAAGGGAACACAAAUGGCUCAAUCCCGUUACUUGUUUGCAAUAUCAUGCUUUGAGAUGGAUCUUCUUAAUGAAGCUGAAGCAGCAUUGUGUCCUGCUAAUGAGCCUGUUGCAGAGGUUCCAAAUGGUGCAGCUGGUCAUUACCUUCUUGGUCUUAUUUACAGGUACACUGAUAGAAGGAAAAGUGCUAUUCAUCAUUUUAAGCAGGCAUUGUCAAUAGAUCCGUUAUUGUGGGCUGCAUAUGAGGAGCUGUGUGUAUUAGGUGCUGCCGAAGAAGCCACUUCAGUUUUUGGUGAAGUUGCUGCUCUUUGCAUUCAGAAGCAGCACCUAAAUCAUGGAUUGGCUUACCAAAACUCGCAGGCAUCGAGUGAUGAUAGAAACUUUGACUCAGAAGAUAUCGGUCCAAGGGGUAUGAGACAUAUGAAUGCCAAUAACACAAGAGAUGUCCCUGGAAAUUAUCAUGGAGCAGUUAUGACUGGAGGAGCUGCUAGUCAACCUCUAAACGGUGGUCCUGCUAGUACAUCAUUCUAUAAUACCCCUUCACCCAUGGCUGCACAGCUGUCAGGUGUUGCUCCACCUCCUUUAUGCAAAAAUGUGCAGCAUAAUGGCCCAAACCCAAAUUCAGUUAGUAUGGAUGGCUCACCAAGGUCAACUGUGAACUCCACAAUUCAAGCCCCUCGAAGAAAAUUUGUGGAUGAAGGAAAAUUGAGGAAGAUAUCAGGGAGGUUAUUUUCUGAUUCUGGACCUCGACGAAGUACAAGACUUGCUGGAGAAGCAGCAGCGAGCACAAAUUCAAGUUCCACGACUGUAGCUGGAAAUGGAACUAGCCACUCUUCUAAAUAUCUUGGUGGUUCUAAGUUGAGUUCUGUGACUUUUCGUUCGGUGACAGUUCGCAAGGGACAGUCAUGGGCCAAUGAAAGUUUUGAUGAAGGGACGCGCCAUGAAGUUCGUGAUGAUCCUCGUUCAAAUACAACCACCUCAAGCUCUUCUCCUGGUGAUAUUAGAUCUCUUGAACAAGAAGGAGCAACAAUGCCUAUGGGUGGGGUUGUUAUGAGUAGCUCAAGAGUCAUAACCGGUGCUUCAGAAAUUUUGGCUCUCUUAAGAACUCUCGGGGAAGGCUAUAGACUUUCCUGCUUGUACAGGUGCCAGGAUGCACUGGAUGCAUAUCUGAAACUUCCGCACAAACACUAUAAUACGGGUUGGGUGCUUUCCCAGGUGGGGAAAGCGUAUUUUGAAUUGGUUGAUUAUCUAGAAGCCGAUCGUGCCUUUAGUCUUGCCCGGCUGGCAUCUCCUUAUAGUUUAGAAGGAAUGGAUAUAUAUUCUACUGUUCUAUAUCAUUUGAAGGAGGAUAUGAAGUUAAGUUAUGUGGCUCAGGAGCUGAUAUCAACUGACCGCUUAGCUCCUCAAUCUUGGUGUGCUAUGGGAAAUUGCUAUAGUUUGCAGAAGGACCAUGAAACUGCUCUUAAAAAUUUCCAACGAGCUGUGCAACUGAAUUCAAGAUUUGCAUAUGCGCACACCCUUUGUGGUCAUGAAUACGUGGCAUUAGAAGAUUUUGAGAAUGGAAUUAAGAACUACCAGAGUGCCCUUCGGAUUGAUGCAAGACAUUAUAAUGCUUGGUAUGGUCUUGGAAUGAUUUACCUGCGCCAAGAGAAGUUUGAGUUCUCAGAGCAUCAUUUCCGAAUGGCUUUUGAAAUUAAUCCACGUUCUUCUGUUAUAAUGUCAUAUCUAGGAACAGCUUUCCAUGCCUUAAAGAGAAGCGAUGAAGCUUUGGAGAUGAUGGAGAAGGCCAUUUUAGCAGAUAAGAAGAAUCCUCUACCCAUGUAUCAGAAGGCUAAUAUACUUGUGAACAUGGAAAAUUUUGAUGAAGCUUUAAAAGUCCUAGAAGAGCUUAAAGAAUAUGCCCCUCAUGAAAGCAGCGUGUAUGCCUUGAUGGGUAAGAUUUAUAAAAGGAGUAAUAUGUACGACAAGGCGAUGCUUCACUUUGGAUUAGCUCUGGAUUUGAAACCACCUGCAACAGAUGUUGCUACCAUUAAGGCUGCGAUUGAGAAGUUGCAUGUACCAGAUGAAUUAGAAGAUACCUUGUAAAUCAGUUUAUGGUUAGGGUACAGAAGCAGAGAGAGCAUGUUGUACAUUAUCCGGCUACAAGCACUGAGUCCUGCUUGUGCCAUUGGAAUGAAAUGACCUGAUGAUCCUCAAGGCUUGCUUAUUCAUUCCUAUGAGCGUCCUGUCUGUGCUGUGAGCAGAAUUGUAACUGAAGUUUUGUAGGUAUUUUACAUACAAGCAAAGGUUCAAAAUAUGAAUGUAACUGAAAGCUGCACAAAUGUAUUACACUUUCUAAUGAUUCUGAAAAAUGACUUGUACUAGUGGUCUGCAGUUUGAUUUAUUAUUAUUAUUCAUUUAAUUUUGAAAAUAAUUGCAGUGUUGCAGGGCCUGUAGAUUGAUACUGUCUUGUAAUUUUAAUUUUUUAUUUUAAUUCUUGUAUGUGUUUCUUA
Messenger RNA from Camellia sinensis, 2983 nucleotides. RefSeq names its product CDC27 family protein (gene HBT). The record is from RefSeq and is a predicted model, not a curated record. Gene Ontology annotation, molecular function: protein binding. NCBI's taxonomy places the organism in Eukaryota, Viridiplantae, Streptophyta, Magnoliopsida, Ericales, Theaceae. Gene Ontology annotation, biological process: anaphase-promoting complex-dependent catabolic process; protein ubiquitination; metaphase/anaphase transition of mitotic cell cycle. Gene Ontology annotation, cellular component: anaphase-promoting complex; cytoplasm.